Messenger RNA from Planococcus citri (citrus mealybug), 840 nucleotides. Its product is annotated as general odorant-binding protein 57c-like. The transcript has 6 exons. Bases 140 to 616 code for a protein of 158 amino acids. The record is from RefSeq and is a predicted model, not a curated record. Gene Ontology annotation, molecular function: odorant binding. Lineage: Eukaryota; Metazoa; Arthropoda; Insecta; Hemiptera; Pseudococcidae.
AAAUUACAUCAAUUGAAAAUAUGGUUACACCAAGUUUUGGUAUAAAGAAUUAAUCUUUCAUGAGUACAGUUUGCAUGAAAUAUUACGUACACAUAGAUACCUAAGUAUAACCCACUCUCAUAUACCUACUUAUUUCAAAAUGAAAAUAGUGAUAACUUUUCUGUUACUUAUUUCUUUGAUCAGAAAUAACGGAAUUCUUGGUGAUACAAAUUUCUUUAAGGCCAUCGCACAUGAAUGUAAUAACACGUUUCCAGUUACACAUGAAAUAAUAUUAGCGCCAAAUAUUUCUAAAUUAACAGAAAAUUUGAAAAAUGACAGAAAUGCUAAAUGCUUUGUUCACUGCAUUUUUCACAAGUUGAAUUUCCUUGAUAAUAAAGGCAUUGUAAACAAAUCGGAAUUGUUCGAAAAUGCAAGCAGCGUCUGGGCAAAAGUUCCUGAAGAUAAAAAAGGAUCUAUUGCUAUACCUAAGAUAACGCCCCAGCUGAAAGAGAUUGUAUCAUCGAUCAUUGAUGUUUGUGAAACUAAAGAUACAGUGGCACAAGAAACUGAUCCGUGUAAUAAAUUUUACAAUUUUGCGCAAUGUUUGAUAGACGAUUUUGCACCAUCAGAAACCUAAUCAAAAAAUACAUACCUAUUAUGUAUGUAUGUACCUAUUCAGAAAUCAUCGACUUCUAUACUUCUAAUGCCAGCGAAUAAUCCAUAAGUGAUAGUCUUCCGCUUUACCUGCUCACAACCAACCCUCAGAAUUAUAAUAGGUACAUAUACUCGUACUAACACCUACAUAUCUAUAUAUAAGUCGAUGAUUUAUGUUAAAUCUAGUGUAAUAAAUUUUUAUUCUUA